AUGCGCACUUCCACCGUCGCAGCAGCGGCCGUUGCCGCCACCGGAGCAAUGGCAAAGCCUCGCUACCUCACGUACUUUGAUUCAUGGGACACGACAAAUCUGCCCGAUCAUUCGGUUACUGAGGGUGUCACGCACGUGAGCACUGCCUUUGCCGGCUCAACAGUCUUCAACUCCGGCACCUGGUAUCAGCCCUUUAUGCCGUUGGACCAGAUUCGAGCUCUUUUCGACGAUGGAGUCAAAGUCUGCAUGUCAAUCGGCGGCUGGGGCGAUACAAUCGGUUUCAGUGAAGGCGCAAAAAGCAAUGAAACGCGGCAAACCUAUGCUCAGAAUGUCGCUACAGCAAUCAAGACACUGGGCUAUGACUGUGUUGAUAUCGACUGGGAGUUUCCUGGCGGCAAUGGCCAGGACUACAGACAGACUCCCAACUCGGACAAGGUUUGGGAGAUUGACGCUUUCCCUCUUUUCCUGCAGGCCAUCAAGGAUGCUGUUGGAAAAGAUAUUGAGCUCUCCAUUGCUGCUCCAGGACGAGUCGAGGACAUGAUUGCUUACACGGCUGAAAAUGUGGCCAAGAUCAACGACAUUGUCGACUACGUCAACGUCAUGACUUACGACCUCAUGAUGCGCCGGAUGAACGCAACUACUCACCACAGCGGCGUCUCCAACUCGGGCGAUUCCAUCAGCACCUACAUCAAGCGCGGUCUCUCCCCCAGCAAGAUCAACCUCGGCUUUGCCUUUUACGCCAAAUGGUUUGAAACUGCCCCGACAUUCAACUGCACAACCCCCGUUGGCUGCCCGGUGGCAAAGCUCGAAGCCGACGACGGAAGUGACACUGGCAAGUCUGGUGCCGUCACUUUCGAGGCCGCAAACAUGAAUGGCGAUUUCCAGCGCGCAAUGCAAAACGGCAUCGCGGACGAGGAGCUAGGAGGACAAUGGUACUGGGAUGCCGAAAAAGAAACCUUUUGGACAUGGGACACGGCGCAUUUCGUGGCCCAAAAAUUCACAAAGAUUGUUGCACCCAAGAAGCUUGGUGGCGUCAUGAACUGGGCUUUAGCACAAGACAGUCUUGAUUGGAGUCAUUUCAAGGCUAUGCAGGCUGGUGUGAAGGCGAUGCAGUAG
This is a messenger RNA of Trichoderma atroviride IMI 206040, 1116 nucleotides long. RefSeq lists its product as uncharacterized. Gene Ontology annotation, biological process: carbohydrate metabolic process; chitin catabolic process. Lineage: Eukaryota; Fungi; Ascomycota; Sordariomycetes; Hypocreales; Hypocreaceae. The record is from RefSeq and is a predicted model, not a curated record. Gene Ontology annotation, cellular component: extracellular region. Gene Ontology annotation, molecular function: chitin binding; chitinase activity.